Molecule: messenger RNA, 771 nt
Organism: Aspergillus caelatus
Lineage: Eukaryota; Fungi; Ascomycota; Eurotiomycetes; Eurotiales; Aspergillaceae
Product: SANT/Myb-like DNA-binding domain-containing protein
Exons: 2
Coding region: 1-771 (256 amino acids)
Source: RefSeq, a predicted model, not a curated record
AUGGCAAGAAAAAGCAAAAGCCCGCCUUCUAAAAGCAGACGUUCACCUAUAAGGUGGACUGCUCAGGAAGAUGGAAUUCUCUUCAAGACCGUCCACGCCUGCACAAUCCGUGGGGAAGGCCAGUCUCUUCCAUCGGACCCCAAGCAAGCCAGAAAAGAUACCAUCGCAUGGAAGCUGGUCGCACAGUCAUUGCCAGGGAGGACGAACAGAGAUUGCCGCAAGAGAUGGUUCAAGAUCGACCGACGCUGGGUGCAAGGGCCUUGGGUACCAGAUGAAGAGACGCGGUUAAGGGAAGCUGUUGCAAUAUACGGACCUGAUGAAACGUCGAUUUGCUGGCAGCAAAAUCCUGUUCCAUGGCAGCCUGAACUUCCACAGGUAGUGACCAUAUUCGGCCAGCAAGUCAUGAAAGAAAUGACCACAUUGAACCCCACCAUCGUUCCACAUGAGAAUUCUGUGAUGCUUGAUAUCUAUCAACCACCAUUUGGGCAACCCACCAGCGAUUACCAAGCCAUAUGUGGCAACGAUUGUACUGAACAGAGCGCUGAUCCACGCAAUAGCGACAACGUCUCCCAAAUCUCAGCGUCAUACAUGGGACCGAUUCAUGAAGAGUCACGAUAUGUUCAGAUACGAGAUUCAUCAUUGGGUUAUGGGACGUUAGGUCCGGGCUGUAGCUCUAUGGCCGUGGUCGACAGUGUUGCAGAUCAACAACUGGGCCAGAUAGUAGGGUAUAUGCGACAACAAGGGAUCCAAGCUACUAUCCAUGUACGUUGA